AGGCAGACAAAAAAAUUCAUGCGACCCAAAUAGCCACCACGCCGCCCCAUCCCUUCCGCGCACACGACACCAGGUUGUGCCUGCCGCCCCGCGUCCCCAGCACCUCCAUCCACUGCCAUGCCUUCCCGCCUUCUCCAGCAGACAUUCCCGCCACCAGCGCCGCCGCCGCCGCCGCCUCCCCUACCCGCCAAUAACCAGCAUCACCGCCAAGCCCUCCUCGCGGCCACCGUCGCCUCCGCCGCGGCCGCGAUAGCCCUUCUAUUCUUGCUCGUCCUCCUCCUCCUCCUCCGCCGGCGGCGGCGCCGGCACCCCACGCUCCCGUUCUCCCCGCCGCCUGCCCCCGCGCGCCCGCUCCGACGCUACUCCCGCCGCGCGCUCCGCCGCGCCACGGGCGGGUUCCACCCGUCCCGGCUCCUCGGCCGCGGCGCCGCCUCACCGGUCUACCUGGCCACCUUCCCCGACGCCUCCCUCGCCGCCGUCAAAACCUGUGCGUCGCCGCACGAGCUCCACCUCCUCGCGUUGCUGCCCGACUCCCCGCGCCUCGUCUCCCUCCUCGGCUACUCGUCCGGCUCCGGCGUCGCCGGCGCCGAGCACCCGCUCCUCCUCGUCUUCGAGUACGUGCCCAACGGCUCCCUCCAGGGCGCGCUCUUCGGCGGAGAUGCCGCCGGCCGCGACGGGCGGUUCCUGGAUUGGCCAAAGCGGCUCGCCGUCAUCCGCGACGUGGCACGCGCGCUCGCGUUCCUCCACGCCGAGUGCCACCCCCCGGUCGUGCACGGCGACCUCAAGCCCAGCAACGUCCUCCUCAACGCCGACUUCCGCGCCAAGCUCGCCGACUUCGGCCUGGCGCGCCUCAAGACUCCCGAUGCUGUCGCCACGUCCGGCGCCGCCGGGGACGACUUCAUGAGCCAAGAACUCGGCGAGGCCGGGGACCACCUCUCCACCACCACCUCCGCAGCCGGCGGCGCCAAAACGGAUGUCAAGGACGAGUCUGGUCCAGCUCGUGCGUGGGGGAAGGAGUGGUGGUGGAAACAGGAUGGCAGCGGCGAGCUUGACUCGAGGGAUUACGUCGCCGAGUGGAUCGGCAGCCAAAUCUGCCCGGAGAGGAACCCGGAUUGGGCUGACGAGAACGACGGCAACACUAACGAUCAGAAAACAUCACCAUCGGGCAUGGACGAACGCGCUGUGUCAGACUCACCGGAGGACAAGAAGAACGCCAACUGCAACAGCAAUGCCGACGGCGCUGCGUUUGGCCACGCCGGCGAAAAGAAGGAAGCAACCAAGAUGAGAGAGUGGUGGAAAGAGGAGUUCUUUGAGGAGAUGAGCAAGAAGGGCGGUAGCUUCGACAAACGGCGCGGCAGCGGCAAACCGUGGCUCCGGUCGAUCAGCAUGAAUACCGGCCACGGCAACGCCAACGCCAACGGCGACAGCAAUGUUGAGCCGAGCGGUCUUGACCUUAGCUUCCGGAGGAGCCGGAAAAGGAACCGGGGGCGGGGCCGGUCAGUGGGCAGUGACAUCCAAAGCGGUGACUUCCUCAGCCGGGAUCUGAGCAGCACGACGAGCAUGCGGGGCACGGUGUGCUACGUCGCACCGGAAUGCGGCGGCGGGCCUUGCGAGCACGGCACCGACCUUCUGGAGAAGGCUGACGUGUACAGCUUUGGCGUGCUCGUUCUGGUGAUCCUGUCGGGCCGGCGGCCGCUGCACAUCCUCUCGUCGCCGAUGAAGCUGGAGAAAGCGAACCUGGUGAGCUGGUGCCGGCAGCUCGCGCGCGCCGGCAACGUGCUCGAGCUCAUGGACGAGAGGCUGGACGGCGGCUACGACAAGGACCAGGCCACGCUGUGCGUGCAGCUCGCGUUGCUCUGCCUGCAGCGGCAGCCGGAGCACCGGCCGGACAGCACGGACAUCGUCAAGAUCCUCGACGGCGAGAUGGAGCUGCCGCCCGCGCCGGUGGAGUUCUCGCCGUCGCCCCGCGUGCGGCCGUUCCCGCGGUCGUCGCGCCGGGCGCCGCAGCCUGAUGCCGCCGAGUGAUGGUACCUCUGCUCCUUGCAAAUUUUCCUUUUGGAGAUCAAUGUGCAUGUCCCCAUGCUUGGGGGAAUUGACAAGGUUCAUCGUCUCGUAUCGAUCUGUUGAUUAUUUUUUGUAUAUAGGAGGUGAAUUCAUCUCCCCCUUAUCUAACAAGGAAUUCAUUCUAUGCCAAUUCAAAAUUGAUGUUGCUUCUUGCAAAAAAUCAACAGUAGUUCUUUAGGACCCAAUCGUUCAUAUCUUUGUCAAGACUUCCGAAUUUGUUGUGUCUUGUCGAUCUCCUACACUUGA
Molecule: messenger RNA, 2310 nt
Organism: Phragmites australis (common reed)
Lineage: Eukaryota; Viridiplantae; Streptophyta; Magnoliopsida; Poales; Poaceae
Product: putative receptor-like protein kinase At1g80870
Exons: 1
Coding region: 118-2025 (635 amino acids)
Biological process (GO): protein phosphorylation
Molecular function (GO): ATP binding; protein kinase activity
Source: RefSeq, a predicted model, not a curated record